Molecule: messenger RNA, 1608 nt
Organism: Aspergillus melleus
Lineage: Eukaryota; Fungi; Ascomycota; Eurotiomycetes; Eurotiales; Aspergillaceae
Product: putative chromosome segregation protein (Pcs1)
Exons: 3
Coding region: 1-1608 (535 amino acids)
Biological process (GO): homologous chromosome segregation; attachment of mitotic spindle microtubules to kinetochore; meiotic sister chromatid segregation
Cellular component (GO): chromosome, centromeric core domain; mitotic spindle; nucleolus
Molecular function (GO): protein binding; microtubule site clamp
Source: RefSeq, a predicted model, not a curated record
AUGCCCAAGCGAAAAGGUGCCACGAGAUUUUCCGGCGUGGCCCCCGGGUCCGAUGACGAGGGUGAGUUGCAGGUCAACGAAACCCAGGAGGAACGGCCUACGAAGAAAGCUAGAGGAAGACCUCGCUCGAAGUCCACGGAAGCCAAACCACCUGCAAAGACGAAGGCAGACUCGGCGACCCCCGCCCCGACCGCAGAACCAACGACGAAGAGAGCUACGCGCAGAGGUCGACCAAAGGGCUCUCGAACCUCGGUGCAGGCAGCGGAAGAGCAGGAGACGACAAAUCAUCAAGAACCAGACAAUGCAGGAGAGGAGGAUGGAGUUGCGCAAGCAGAAGACAAUACCGCGACUGCCAUUGGCCAGGUAGAUGGCGCGCAGGAUGCUCCCAAGCCCAAAAAAGGCGCGAAACCUGCAAAGUCUGCAGGUGCACGCGGUGGGAAGAAGGGAAGCACGGGGAAUCAGCUCAGGACUGACGGGGAGUUCGAGUACACGCCCACCGUGACGCGACAGACAAAAUCCCCAGGAAAAGCGAAGGAACAGGCAGAGCAACCAGAGCAGCCGAAGAGACAGCAGCGGAAAACCCGCAUGCAGACCGAGGCCGAUAACGAAGCGCCCGAGACUGAGAACGAGGGGCCCGACGUACCCGAGGUGGUGGAAGAGACGAUGUUGCAGGAAGAGCCCGUGCUGCCGCGUGCGGCUUCGUCCUCGCCCACGAAGCGCAGGCAAUCGACCCUGCUUAGCUCCCCGUCAAAACGCAGAAGUGGGACCGCCGGGGAGGAGGAGAAGAAUGGCGGAGAGCCGGAACUACGACGCCGGAUCGGUGAACUUACACGGAAAUGCGAUACUCUGGAGAGUCGAUAUCGCACCUUGAAGGAGAUCGGAAUUGUGGAAGCAAAUACCAACAUGGACAAGUUGCGGAAACAGUGUGAAUCAAUGAAGACCGCAUCGGACAAUGUAGUUGCAUCUUUAAAGGAAGAGCUAGGAGCACAGAAAGCGUUAGGCCAGCAAAGUCGAAACCUGCAGAAACAGCUGAAGGAACGCGACGCCGAAAUUGCGCAGCUCAGAGCGCAAGCCGAAGAAGCCUCGUCCCAAGUGGCGUCGGCCCAAACAGAAGCCAAGGCUCUCAAGACUAAGCUUGCUGCUGCCCGGAAUACCGCCGCAAGCCUGGAAAACGCCGCAAUCAAGGUACCGGGUAGCGCGAUCAAGGGCGGUGGUGCGAACCGGGCCAACGCCGCGGCCAAUGCCGAAGCUGCGCAGGCGGCCCAGUUCGCGCAACUGAAGGAGGAUCUGUAUAGCGAUCUCACGGGACUCAUCAUCCGCGACGUCAAGAGGAGAGAAACCGACAACCUGUACGAUUGUAUUCAGACUGGUAUCAACGGAACUCUUCAUUUCAAGUUGGCCGUCCCUCUGGAUGAAGCCGCCGCCAGUUUUGAGACCGCCGAAUUCCAAUAUAUCCCGCUGUUGGACGAGAACCGGGACCGCGACCUGGUAGACAUACUUCCGGAAUACCUCACCGUGGACAUUACGUUUGCUCGCCAGCAAGCAUCGAAAUUCUAUACUCGAGUCAUCGACGCGCUCACUAAACGACGAAACAGCUCCACUCGCUAA